Messenger RNA from Nicrophorus vespilloides, 324 nucleotides. RefSeq names its product endocuticle structural glycoprotein SgAbd-5-like. The record is from RefSeq and is a predicted model, not a curated record. Gene Ontology annotation, molecular function: structural constituent of chitin-based larval cuticle. Gene Ontology annotation, cellular component: chitin-based extracellular matrix. Lineage: Eukaryota; Metazoa; Arthropoda; Insecta; Coleoptera; Silphidae. The transcript has a single exon. The coding region runs from base 1 to 324 and encodes 107 amino acids.
AUGGUAGUUUACUUUGUAGCUGCCGAAGAAGUGGGAAUCCUCCAUCAAGAAUCGGAAUUCAAUCAAGAUGGUUCUUACAAAUUCAGUUACGAAAGCCAAGAUGGAACCAAAGUUUCUGAAGUUGGAUCAGUCAAAAAUGUGAAUAACAAAGAUGUUCAUGUAGCUGAAGGAUCGUAUUCUUACAUUGGUGAUGAUGGCAAAGAUGUUGUGGUUCAAUACGUUGCCGAUGAAAAUGGAUACCGUCCACAAGGAGACAAUAUUCCCGCAUCCAUCCUGAAGAACUUGGAGGGUUUAGCAACUGCUCAACCAGAAAAACAAGAUUAA